Messenger RNA from Homarus americanus (American lobster), 980 nucleotides. RefSeq names its product glutathione S-transferase kappa 1-like. Gene Ontology annotation, molecular function: glutathione transferase activity; glutathione peroxidase activity. The record is from RefSeq and is a predicted model, not a curated record. Gene Ontology annotation, biological process: glutathione metabolic process. NCBI's taxonomy places the organism in Eukaryota, Metazoa, Arthropoda, Malacostraca, Decapoda, Nephropidae. Gene Ontology annotation, cellular component: peroxisome; mitochondrion.
AAUGCUUACGAGUUAAUUAUGGUGAAGGGAUCAAUUCUUCCCUGUCGCUUCUUGACAGCCAUUGACCUCUUGUACCCAGACCAUUUGGAAGGUGUUAGUCGAGCCUUGUGGAUGGAGGUUUGGAAUAAGGAUGAAGAUUUUACAGCACCAGAAGUAUUAGCACGAGCUGGGCAGACUGCAGGUCUGACAGAGAAGCAAUUGACAAAUGUCCAACAACAUAUGACACAGCAGAUUACAAAAGAUCGCCUGAGAACAUACACUGAUGAAGCCAUCCUACAUGGGGCAUUUGGAUCACCAACUAUAGUGGCCCACACUGGAGGAGAACCAAUGCUUUUCUUUGGUUCUGAUCGAUUCCCUGUCCUGGCUCAAGAGAUUGGAGAGAAAUGGUUGGGACCACAACCUGAUGCACCUCACCCAAAGUUAUGAAAAUCUGUUAUUUUGAGGAUUACCUGUACAGGUACAUAAUGAUAACACCGCAAGAGUGAUUAAUAUCAAAUUGAAAUUAUAAAAAUGUUUAUUCAUUUAAAUGUAUAAUUCUAAAAAUAAUUACAAACAUUUUUAUAAUCACUGCAUGAAUUUUGUUUUUUACAUCCUGGUGAACAAAUAUUUUUCAGGCAAGGGAGAGGUGGGUGAGUGUACACACUUAUUUGUGGUGGAAUGCUCUGUUGUUAGAAUCAUUUUAUAGUGUCAGAAGUCAUUUGUAUCAUUGUAAGUACCUGGUGGGUGGUGUUUAUAAUGCAAACGAGCUGAGCGAGUGAACCACUGUAUGGAGUAAAUGAGCGUGUGCACGAGUGCUGUCUUCUACUGGCGUGAGUGACGUGUGCACUAGUGCUGUCACCUAGCGGUGUGAAUGAAGUUGGAUGUCUGAAUAGUUGGAUGACAUAGCACGAGGUUUCGUGCUCAUGUGUAUUAUCCUGUGAGACAGAUUGUUUCCUGCUGCACCACUGUACAGACCUCUCCCAGUAAACUGCAUCUGUGAA